Messenger RNA from Triticum urartu, 958 nucleotides. Its product is annotated as protein LURP-one-related 8. Lineage: Eukaryota; Viridiplantae; Streptophyta; Magnoliopsida; Poales; Poaceae. The record is from RefSeq and is a predicted model, not a curated record.
CUCCUCUCUCAGAACCAACCAACAGGCCGACCAAGCUCAAUUAGCUCAGACUACCCAGCUACCGCCUGUCCGCUCUCAGCUCCUUCGACCCUGAUAUCGAUACUACACAUGGCGAAGGUUCACCCCAACAUGGCGCCCGCGCCGGGCGCCGUCGACGAGGCGCCGUGCGCGCCGGCCAGCUCCGCGGAGGGGCCCACGACGCUGACGGUGUGGCGCAAGUCGCUGCUAUUCGACUGCAAGGGGUUCACGGUGUUCGACGCCAAGGGCAACCUGGCCUACCGCGUCGACAGCUACGCCUCCGAGAGCGGCGACGAGGUCGUCCUCAUGGACGCGGCCGGCCGCCCCAACUUCACCGUCCGCCGUAAGCGGUUCAGCCUGCAGGGCGAGCAGUGGUUGGUGUUCGCCGGCGAGGAGACGCGGCGGCCCGUGUACACAGUCAGGCGCAGCGGCCGCGGCAAGACGUUGGCGCACGUGACGGCGUGCGCGGGCGCGGGCGCCGGAGCCGGGCCGUCGUACGAGGUGGAGGGGUCCUACGCGCGGCGGAGCUGCGUGGUGUACGACGGAGAGCGGCGCGCGGUGGCGGAGAUCAGGCCGAAGGAGGUUGUCGGGACUGAUGUUUUCCGGCUAGUGGUGCAGCCCGGAGUCGGCGUGUCGCUCGCCAUGGCCGUGGUGGUGGCGCUCGAGCAGAUGUUCGCCAGGCCGUCGCUGCUCAGGAGCUGGUCCACCGUAGAUUAGUUAAUUAUAAUUCGUUUGUUAUUACGUCUCGAUUUAGUCAAGCUAGCCUUUUUUUGCCCCUUGCGCUUAGUUUGGGGUUAGGUUGGAGUACAAAUUGUGAUGGCGAGAGUCGAUCGCUCGAUGUGUGUGGGCAUGAGAGCAAGCCGAUCUGUUCGAUGAUGCUCCCCAAAAUUAUGAGGUUUUUCUUGGCCAAUGGAGGCCUUGUCUCCCCCUACUGCGUUUC